Molecule: messenger RNA, 2441 nt
Organism: Diabrotica balteata
Lineage: Eukaryota; Metazoa; Arthropoda; Insecta; Coleoptera; Chrysomelidae
Source: the annotation of a GenBank genome assembly
AGGUUUCUGGUUAUGUUCGAAUUUGAAGUUCUAAUUUAAUCUCACAAACAUGAGUUUUAUAUAUCAAAACCCACAAAAUUUCGCAAAACCACAUACUAAGAAUUUUAUGUUAUCGUCAGAAACACCUACGAAAACCACCUAUCCAACUGAUAAACAACCACAACUUAAUGAAAACAAUAAUCAGUUGAGUCCCAAUGGUAAUGAAAAGACAUUAAAAGAACUGUGGUCGAAACACAAAAUGAAGAUGAGCAAAAUCAAAACGGAUUCCACCAUAAACAUCGACAACAAAAAGAUGACUUGGGAUGUCGAUAAACCCUCAGAAGCUCUUGUAAAAUUCGAAGAGCUUGAGGAGCCGAAACAGGAAGAGAUACCUGUUUUAAAAACUGAAGAGCCCUUAGAUAAUACCAAAGAUGAAAAAGAAGAAUCUCCUUCGCACCAUGCCAGAAGACCGCCUAAUGCCUUUUUGAUAUUCUGUAAGAAGCACAGGCCGAUCGUUAGAGAAAAAUUCGUCCAUUUGGAGAAUAGAGGAGUGACCAAGAUAUUAGGAGAAUGGUGGGCACUACUGAGUGCCGCCGAGAAACUGCCAUAUAAUGAUUUAGCUAAAGAGUACAAAGACGCCUUCCUAUCAGCCAAUCCUGACUUCAGAUGGUACAAACUUCCGGCACCUCCAUUGCGCACUUUAAACACCCGUCCUAUAACAGCUACAAAACCCCAUCUACCCAUAUCUAGUCCUUCCAAUAACACAUCAACUUUAACCUCGCCUGUACCCGAAUUUACUCCCGGCAAAUUGGCUGACGAAUCUCAACUCGGUGGCCUCACCUCUCUCAUGAACAAUUUCGUUUCCACACCAAAGACAGAACUGGAAAGCAACAACAAUGUAUUGAAGCAGGAGAAGUUUGACGAAACCUUCAUCAGUCCUGUUUAUACUACCAAAGCAACCACUCCGCCGAAACCGAUCAAGAAGCGAUAUUUUGAAUAUUUUGAAUCCAAAGGCUGUGUGAGAAAUAUAAUGAACGGCAUAGAAGCCAAUCAGGAAGUCGGAAGUAUCAUGCUGCAGGAUGCAAACAAGGCUAUGGAAGUCUCACCUGCAAAAUAUCAAGACAGCUUUCCCGAUUCAAACGGCUUAAAAGAACCUAGGAAAUCUGAGAGAAUGUGCAAGGGCAAGCGUUACGAGAAAUUCAUGGUCGAAGGCAAACUACUCGGCAACAAAAAGGACACCAGAUCUAUUUAUCAGAGGCAAACUCGUCACGAUUCUAGAAUGGACGAAGAAAUGAAUAUUCUAGAAAAACCAGAAACACCAAAGUUAGAUUUAGGUAAUACUAUCAAACGUCUCGCGGAACGUACCAAUAUCAAAAACGAUUUCGACAACGACGUCGUAACUGAAACUGACGUCGAACCCGAAAUCAAGCGAGUACGCAGCAUAUCCGAGACCUCAGAGAACGGAGGCAAGAAUGGCCCUCCAAAUUUUAACUUAGAUUUAAGGAUAGCAAAUCUUCCAAGUUUGAGCUAUGCAGAAUUUACACAGAGAAAACGCGAUAGCAAGAAAAGAAAAGCCCGCAGCAAAUCUGAGGGAGAUCAUCGCAAAAAAAUCCAAAAAACGAACAAAGAUACGCAACUUGUUGGGUCCAAGAAGAGGAAAAACAAACAGAGCAUCACUCACUUAGGUAACAAAACAGAUUCUAAUUUAAGUAACGAUCUUCUCGGUCUAGCAACGCUCGCUGAAGUGGCGGCCAACACCGAGAAGAUAAACGAAAAAAUCUCAGAAUAAAACAUAGUAUUAACGUUGUAGGGUUUAUUAUUGGGUAGAGGAUUAAAAUAUUCGUAUAUGUGCCUCAAGUUAUUGGUUUCUUUAUUGGCCUUACGAAAUAAGUAUACUCUGUAGAUUGUUUUUAUCCAAACUAUUUAAUACACUACUGUCAUGUCAGCCUUUCAAAUACUUGACAUGAAUAAAACUUAAAAUUGUUUAAAAUAUUUUACUAACAACUGUUCUUAACAAUGUCGCUCUAUAUAAAUACAGAUUCGGAAAUAAUUUAACAUAGGUAUGCAGUUUAAAUGGUAGGAAGUGAGAGCCAUACUAUUUUUAUUGGGAAUAAGCCAAAAUUUUAGCUUAAAUAAGUUUGUUUUAUGGUUUGAUUUUCCUCUUUGGAAAACUAAAGUCAAAUUUUGGUUUAUUCCUAAUAAAAAUAGUAAAUUGUAUACGUAUAUCGUCAAAUACGAUGUGGACCUUGGUUUGAUAGGCGUGGCCACGGGUGCUAUAGUUAUCUUACUAAAAUGUGUAUUUUCAUCAUUCACGGGAGGAUUUAGUGAAUUAAGAUUAAAAUGGGCGAAAAACUACCCAUUUUAAUUAAAAUAAGACAUUAUUUGGUAUUUUCCAUGAACCCAUAUUUUUGUUUAGAUUUUUUGGAAGUAGUACCUAGGUGUGAAAAUAAAAAUAGUCCUAU